CCAAAAAAUGCCGCGUCUGUGAGGAGGCUGAUCAGCGGACUGGAGGUAUCUAUCUGGUACCGACUCGACUCGCACGAUCUUGUCUUUUCACUCUGUCUUCCAGUUCUAAGGUAAUUACUUCGUACGAUGUAUCCGUACCUUACCCGGUUCCCUCUUCUCCAGUUUCUCCCCUUCUCCCACCUUCUCCUCUGGCUGCAUUAUACUACCUUAGGUAGUACAAUGGAAGUUUUCCACCACAGUUCGAUGCAUAUCGGGCUAGCCGUUGAUCGUCGCUCAAACAUCGUCAUUUGGCCGUUGUAUGGUCUAUCAUCAGUCGUCACUCGCUGGAUCGGGUUCCUGUCUCUUUUUUUCUUCUCCUUUUUUUUCCCCUUCCUUCCUGUCUUUUCCAACUAGCGUCACCCAUGUUCACGCAGGGCAGACCGCAUUCCUCUCCACUUAGGCCAUUUUGUCCUCAUUGCCCCGCGCAUCGGAGGGACAUGGGAAACGUAUUCCUACAUUACAUGUCCGCACUACGGAUACAUUACCUAUCACUACGGAGUACGUGGGCUCUCCGUAAUGGAACGUAUGUCCGAAGUAGUUAUUUCGCCAGGUGGCCACGGCGAGCCGGAAAUAGCAGAAGUCAGCCGAGGUAUGGCCUCGUCCAGUCAAGCGA
This is a messenger RNA of Sodiomyces alkalinus F11, 652 nucleotides long. RefSeq lists its product as hypothetical. The coding region runs from base 127 to 393 and encodes 88 amino acids. The record is from RefSeq and is a predicted model, not a curated record. The transcript has a single exon. Lineage: Eukaryota; Fungi; Ascomycota; Sordariomycetes; Glomerellales; Plectosphaerellaceae.